UAGGGCGGUCAGCUACUCUUUGGCACGACGCGAGCAAUCACAACCGUAAAGAUUACCGUCGGCAACCAAACAUUCACCACACAUCCCAUGACGUGUCCGACGUAGAGUAGGAUCAGCGACACGCGAUUCAGUCCAAUGAACGAGAUCAUGCUGGUGAUACAGUUCGUGUCGGCAUUCUCAUUUAAAUUCUGUUAUACCUUAUUUUCAUUUUUUACAUAUUAAAAAAAUUUUUCUCAGAGUUUUGUCAACGUCACUUAAUAUGACAUAAUUGAAAUGUUAUCAAACCCUUAAUUUAAGAAACCUCAUUUCAAGAUAGUGUAAAAAAGUCGGCGAAACAACUUACAUGACCAACUGCCAUCAGUUACCACGUAACACUGUGCUUGGACUUAUAUUAUGGAGUUAUUUUGCCAUCGAGUAAAGUUAUCAAAAUCAGCGCAAAAGUCCGUUUAUUCGCUUCAUGAUUAUGAGGAUUACGAGGAUAAAACAGUUAAAAGAAUGCAGGCACUAUUUUUAUAUACAAGAAAGUAGAGUACCAUAUAUAUAUAUUUUCGUUAACACUUUACACAAAAUCUGCUGUUGUUAACUGCUAUUUCAGGUCAUUUUGAUGCGAUUAUAUAUCAUUUACAAUAAAAGACUCAACAUAGAACGCUCAGUUUAGUGAUUCAACGUAUGCGAGCAUAUUUGCAACAAUGUUACUGAAGUAGAAGUCCGACGAUAUCAGUCACGAACACUCGCAACAAUGUUACCCAGGUAACAAGUCCGAAAGCUUUAGUCAAUCGAUUAGAUUCUCUGUCAUGCUAGACCAUCUCUCACUCACGCGCAGACGCCACGAUGAUUAUGAAGCUCGCUCUUACGUGAUAGUCUAUUAGUAGUCGUUGUGCCACCGCGCGAUCAUCAUGUGCCAGUCGGUGAUCAAGGAUCUACACGAUUACAGCGUGCAGUUGAAUCGGUGGUUCCUCAAACCAUUAGGCGCGUGGCCGCGAUCUGCUACGACUUCUAAGAAUGAGCGAACUCUGUCCUACGUCCUGAUAUUCGUCUGCUAUUUCCUGAUCGCCUUCACCGCGGUGCCGUGCGCGCUCAACGUCUUUUUCGAGGAGAGAGACAUCAUGCUGAAGCUCAAGGCGAUUGGCCCGCUCAGUCAUUGGAUCAUGGGCGCGAUGAAUUAUUGUUCUCUGCUGCUGCGUAGCGCAGAUAUACGCGGUUGCGUGCAGCACAUGCAAAGAGAUUGGCAGAUCAUCAAGCGUACGCGUGAUCGCGAGAUCAUGGCGAGGAACGCCCAAUUGGGCCGGUUUGUUGCAGGUUUCUGCGCGGUAUUCAUGCACGGUGGCGUGUUCUUCCACAAUAUCGUGUGCGCGAUGACGACAGUAGUGGUACCGAUUGGAGACAAUCGGAGUGUAGAGAUGUUCCAGUUGCCUGUUCCGUCGUACAGCAAAUUUAUAGACGCCAGAUUCAGCCCGGCGAACGAGAUCAUGCUGAUGACGCAGAUGCUCUCCACCUUCGUAGUGAACUCCACCACUGUUGGCGCGUGCAGCCUGGCCGCCGUUUUCACCAUGCACGCGUGUGGCCAGCUGGAUAUCUUGAUGACACGAUUAAAUAGGCUUGUCGAAGGUGAAGACGCGAGGACUAGUGGAUCGCUCCAGCGGAGACUGGCCGAUAUCGUGGAUCAUCACUUACGUGUUUUAAGUUUUAUAGCGCGCAUCGAAGACGUUAUGCAUCAAAUAUGUCUGGUAGAAUUACUCGGAUGUACAUUUAACUUGUGUAUGCUUGGAUAUUACACCAUUACGAAUUGGAGCGAUUUUGAUGCAGGAAGAAUGACGUCAUAUUUUAUUAUAUACGUAUCUAUGGCUUUCAAUAUUUUUAUAUUUUGCUAUAUUGGCGAGAUUCUGACAGAACAGUGCAAAACGGUGGGAGAAAAGGCAUAUAUGACUGAUUGGUAUAACCUACCCCACAAAACUGCUCUUGGUCUCCUUUUGAUAAUAGCGAGAUCGAGCAACGGUAUCAAGAUAACUGCUGGAAAAUUAUUUCAAUUAUCUAUUGCAACUUUUAGUGAUGUAAUUAAGACUUCCAUAAUAUAUUUGAAUUUACUAAGAACGAUGACUUCUACAUGA
Messenger RNA from Ooceraea biroi (clonal raider ant), 2108 nucleotides. Its product is annotated as odorant receptor 4. Gene Ontology annotation, cellular component: plasma membrane. Gene Ontology annotation, molecular function: odorant binding; olfactory receptor activity. The record is from RefSeq and is a predicted model, not a curated record. NCBI's taxonomy places the organism in Eukaryota, Metazoa, Arthropoda, Insecta, Hymenoptera, Formicidae. Gene Ontology annotation, biological process: detection of chemical stimulus involved in sensory perception of smell; sensory perception of smell.